This is a messenger RNA of Misgurnus anguillicaudatus (oriental weatherfish), 2799 nucleotides long. Lineage: Eukaryota; Metazoa; Chordata; Actinopteri; Cypriniformes; Cobitidae. The record is from RefSeq and is a predicted model, not a curated record.
AAGAGGAACUGCUCAGUCAGGUUACUUUAAAAACAAGCCCCUUAGUCAUUGGCUGAGCUGUUGUUUUUGAGGAACUUUGACCAGCUUGUAAGCGAGUCUGUUAUAAAGUAGCAUGUGAUUAUGUUGCUGUAGUUUUUCCUCUUCGGUAAGAAAGAACCAGGUGUGACAGUCAGUAAGCAAAUGUGAUUACAUUUAAAGGACAGAUUUUUGAAGAUCAGUGCACCCUCAGAUGUAAGGACCCUUGCGCACAGCUGACUGCUGACUUGGAUCAUAAGAGGUUCUGUUUCGCUCUGAACAAAUGACUGAAGCUCAUCUACCUCGCUCACUGGAAUCACAGCUCAGUCCCGAUGAGAUGAAGUUACUUGCUAAACUAGAGGAACAGAACAGGCUGCUAGAGAAGGACAGCAAGUCUGUAAAUGGUGUCCUGCAAAGUCCCACCUCACCCAAGAUCUUCACUUUUGAAGAGAACACAUGGGAUCAAGUGGUUAAAGAAUGGGACGACUGGAGCAAAAAUAAAGUUGGACAACUCAAGGAACUGAUCAGGAGAGGGAUCCCGACUUACCUGAGGUCACACCUGUGGCAGCUACUGUGUGAUGCUCAGAAUGUGGUCGCUCGGCAGGAGUUUCCACAUCUGCUGAAAAGCUCUUGUCACUCUGAAACAUUGAUACGCAAAGGCCUCACGCGCAUCCUACCACAACACCGUCUGUUUCAGAGCAGGGCAAGCGAGGAGGCCAUGUUUAAUGUGCUGAAGGCUUACUCUGUCUUAGACCAGGAAAUUGGGUACUGUCAGGGAUGUGUGUAUAUUGUGGGUCUGUUGCUCACGCAGAUGUCUGAAGAAGAUGCCUUCUGUGUGUUUGUGAGACUUAUGAAGGACUUCCAACUGAGGGAGCUCUAUAGAUCCAAUACGGUUGAACUUGACUGCUGCAUUUACCAGCUAGACUCUAUUAUUCAGGAGCAGCUUCCAGAUCUUCACUCUCACUUCCAGACUCAGGGUUUCCACACAUCGUUGUUUUCCUCAUCCUGGUUUCUCCACAUCCUCCUGUCUUCCCUGCCCAUCACAGCUGCCCUGAGAAUUUUUGACAUUUUCAUGUGUGAGGGGCUGGAGAUCGUGUUCAGGGUUGGUUUGGCCAUGCUUUACAUAAAACAAACAGAACUUAUGAAGCUUGAUGUAGAGGGCAUGAUGCAGUGCUUGAAUUUAGCACAAGAAGAUUUAGAUCCUGACAGGUUGAUUGAAGCAGCAUAUAACAUAAAAUACAACCCCAGAAGAAUGAAAGAAUUAAGAAAAGAGUAUGCAUCUAUCAAGGCAAAAGAGCUGGAAGAACAAGAAGAACUAAAUACGCUAUAUUCAGAAAACAAGCUUUUAAAGCAGAGACUUGACAUACUGGAAAAGAGAUGUUCAGAAAAACUGGUGUCACAGCUGAAGGAAGAGUUGGAGAAGACUCAGCUGAACGCUACAAAGUCACUCAGCACUUUAAAAGAGAUGCAGGCUAAGAUCUUGCAGAUGGAGAGCAGCACUGGGCCCGAUGCGGACAGUGUUGUGUACCUGCAGGGGGAGCUGAUCAACUAUAGACUGCGGGAAGCAGAGGCUCUCACCAGACUUAAAGACCUCAAACAGCACAUUAAAAACAUGGAUGAGAAGUGGCAGAUGCAUUGUGGAGGUCAGCAGAAGGGCUGCGAUGUGCAGAAUGUCCUGCAGGUGGAGCUGUUGAAAGAAACUGUUACUAAGGCUGCACUUAUAGAGAGCCGUCACAGACUGCUGCAACUACAGACAGAGAAUGACAUUAAGAGGAACCAGCUAAAGCGAAUUGAGGCACAUAUUCAUAACCAACGAGAGCGUCUACAAGAGCUGACAACACAUAACCAAGAUCUACACAAGCAGUUGCAAUGGAGCAGGAAGCAGUUUUCAGCUGGUAAAUACAAGCAAGAAAAGCAGAAAGAAGAUGCAGAAGACAUGGCCGUCAUUGGAGAUCUUAAAAAGCAGAUUGCAAAGUUACAAGUUCAAAUUCACAGCCUCUCUAAGUGAACGACAUCAUUUUCCCAACCCUCGCUGAGAACUUCGACAUCCGCCUCUGUGGAGCGACACCUAAAAAUGGACAGCUGCCCUGGUGUCCCGUCAUCCAGUCUCCAGAAGCCAUCCAAUGAAACACUCAAGACAUGCUAUUAACAGCACUGCCCACAGUUUCUGUGUGCACUGGGCAAGUGUCUUUAAAGCUCCAGGUAUAAGGGCCACAGCAAGAUGGCGUACAGUAUGUCAUCAAAUGUGAUGUGGAAUCAUAUGCACACUGUGACAGUUUUGCCAUUGACACUUAAAAGUGACACCAAGAUUUCUCUCAUUCUUGCCAUAAAAGGAUGUGGAAUGCACAGUCUAACAGUUAAACACCACACGACACGUGUAAGAGGUGUGAGUGUGAUGCCAUUCUGUCACAUGGUACAAUGGGUUUUAGAGUCAUUUUACUAAAGGAGACCCCUUACAUGAUUGGACAACAGUGAUUUCAGUCAAACUAGAUUUUUUGGUGUAUCAAAACUAUUAUAUUUUGACUUUAGUCUCAGAAGAUUUACAAUACAGUUACUUAACUUUGAUGACAGCCUUUGUGUUUGUCUGUGCAUUGACAUGUGAAUGCACAUUUAGGAUUAUAGAUGAGACAAACCAAUAAACCACAUACAUUUUUGGUCUCCCAUAUAGCUUAUGUUUUAUAACGCACUAUUACCCAUGAGAAAAAUAUACUUGAAUGUACUAAAAUAUAUUUAUACAUUGUUAUUUUUGUGCUAAAUAAAAGCAUAAAAUCUAUACUUUGCAAA